AUGACGGUUCAGCAACUGUUACAAGACUUAGUUGAUGCUCUCACAUCAGGUCCACCUAUUUGGCCAGGAAGCACCUUUUUCAAGAGAAAUGGAGCUCUUCUGCAAGAUCCUGACAUUGAUGCUGCCACUGCCAUGAUGCUUUUGAAUACUCCCCCUGAGAUACAAGCAGGUUUUCCUCCUGGAGUGAUACAAAAUGGAGCUCGCAUACUGAGUAGAGGAAUUUUCCCAGGAGUUAGACCACUGCCAAUAAACCCUAUUGGAAGCAUGGCUGCUGCAGUAAGGAAUGGAAUAGCAAACUGUCGGAUGCGGACAGACAGUGAGCAGUCCUGCGACUCUCCCGUGGUUAGCGGUGACCCAAAGGAGGAUCACAACUAUAGCAGUGCCAAAUCUUCUAACCACAGGAGUACAUCGCCCACUAGUGACUCCAUCUCCUCUUCCUCUGCUGAUGACCAUUACGAAUUUGCUACAAAAGGCAGCCGGGACAGUAGCGAGGGCAGUGAGGUCAGCGUCCAUAGCCACGAGAGCCAUAGCGAAGCAGAGGAGGAGGACAAAAGGCAGAACCGAAAAGAGACCAAGGAUUCUUUAGCUGAUAGUGGAUAUGCCUCUCAGCACAAGAAGCGUCAGCAUUUAUUGAAGGCAAGAAAAGUACCGAGUGACACACUGCCUCUUAAAAAGAGACGUACAGAGAAACCCCCAGAGAGUGAUGAUGAGGAAAUGAAAGAAGCAGCUGGAUCACUCUUGCAUUUGGCGGGAAUUCGGUCUUGUUUGAACAACAUCACCAAUCGGACGGCAAAGGGGCAGAAGGAGCAAAAGGACACCACAAAAAACGAGAACAAAUCCAUUGAUUGAACUUACAAAACAAUUUUGUUUCAGCACGUCAGGUGAAUUCUAAUGAUUAGUGGCAAUAUCAACAAAUACUUCCUUUGUUCAGUUUUCUCUUUUCUUCCCCUCCACCACACCCUCUUUCUCUCUUUUUCUUUCUUUUUUUAAAAAAUUGUUUUGAUGUGUUUUUCUUUUUGGGACCCUUAAGAUUCUUUUUUUAAUUUUUUAUUUUUAAAGGAGAUUGAAGCCAUAGAACUCAUACUGAUACUCAACUAAUUUUACAAAAGCUUUUCAUUACAUGAAGACAAAAAGGAACAAAAAGUAAAAGCCAAAAUUGCUGUUGCUUUCUCCAGCGUUGUCAGAACUGCAUAGCUGGAAAACUUUAUGCCAUCACCAGUUCACGCGAGAGGAAUAAAAUUCAGCACUAGGAAAUCUUAUACCUAGAAGAAAUUUGAUAAUUUGGUAACCAUUCAGGCAAGGCUCUUAGGGUUUUUUUAAGGCCUUACAAUUGGGUUUCUAUGUGAAAUUGCCUAGAGAUUUGGGGGAAGUCAGAGGUCCAUAGGUUGUCCUCCAAACCAAGGAAAAUAUGGUGGCAUUUGCUUGCAGUUGUGCCAUAAAAAUCUUGGAAUAGCCACUAAAGACAGCUGCUCAUACAGUAGUGAACCACCUAGAGCUUCAUGUACUGUACAUGGCUUAUAAUGUGAAGACUUAAUAAUUUUUAAAUUAUAGAAAACUGAACUGUGUAUGCAAUGAGUUUCAGUGAAAUAAGGAGAAAGGGGUGGAGGGAAUGGGGGUGGGAUUAGUGAUAUCCUUUAAUUGUCUUCUGUAUUUAAAUUAAAAGAAUGUUUUUUUAAAAAGCCAUAAGCCUGAAGAUUGGCACUGCCUGCAAAAAUAUUAUGGGAAAACAAGCUAUGAGUUUUUAACUGCCUGAGUGAAAAGCAAUCAAGUCUAAAGAAAAUUAUGAGUAGAUAUUUAAGAAGAGUCAAAAUGAUGAAACCUUUCUAUAGGUCACAAAGAUUUGAUCUCGCUAGGGAAGAAACAUGCUACAAAACCUGCCAUUAGUAUUAUAGUCCUUUUUUUUUUUCAAAAGAAGAAUCCAUGUUGGUUGGGCAAAAUAAAAGACAAUAUUUCAUACAGCUCCUAACAGUGCUCCUGAAAACAGUGUAUCCAGUUAAUGGUGAUUCAUUUGUACAAAAAAAUUACAGUAUAUUUCCAGUUGUAACCACUGUAGCCAGCAGAAAAUUCUGAUCCACAUUGCAUGGAUUCCUUUCUGGGAGGGGCUCGGGAGUACGAAACAAAACCCCUUUUUUUAAAAAAUUCAAAGCUAACAAAAGUUCUUGUAAGGUAAAUAAUGUAUUUAGCAUGAAGCAUGAGUUAUUUUCAUAUAAAUAUAGAAAAAUAGAGAAAAGGCUAUGCCUCUAAUUUUUAAGCCCUUAGGCUUAGUUUGUUUCUGGGGUUUUUGUUUUUGUUUUGGAUUUUUUUUCCCCUCCUUUUUUUUCCUUUUUUUUGGAAGCAGGUGUUUUUAAGGUUUAACCUUUUUCAGGGACAAAUACUGACUGUUGGGGAACUUACUCUGCAAUAUUAAAAAUAAAACUUCAUGCUCGGGUAGGGCUUGGAUGGUUGAAUUUUAUUGCCUUGUCUGCACAUUCAGCCCCCUCCCCUACUUCUCUGUUUUUUGAACACUUUGUCCUUUCUUUGUCUUUACAUGUAUUAACAAUACGCAAUAAUUUUGAGGGCAAGGCAAGUAGUGAGUGUGUAUGAUUAAAAGACUCCAUAUGGAGACAUUGAAUGAAAAGCUGCCACUUAGUUUUGGGGGUGGGGGGUGGAAAUGGUAACCACACAAAUUUGCUCAUCUGCCUUGAGGGAACAAAUGACGAAAGGGCUUCUAUUUGUGUUCAUCAAGUGAUUACAGAUUGUUUGGUAAAGAGGUAAUUCGCUUGUGACCGUACCUGUUUUGCAGUGUAUGGCAACAUAAAUGGAUUAAAAGCUUUGCAAUAAGGCUG
Pogona vitticeps (central bearded dragon) is the source of this 2825-nucleotide messenger RNA. NCBI's taxonomy places the organism in Eukaryota, Metazoa, Chordata, Lepidosauria, Squamata, Agamidae. The record is from RefSeq and is a predicted model, not a curated record.